Molecule: messenger RNA, 4035 nt
Organism: Chelmon rostratus (copperband butterflyfish)
Lineage: Eukaryota; Metazoa; Chordata; Actinopteri; Chaetodontiformes; Chaetodontidae
Gene: grnb
Product: granulin b
Exons: 16
Coding region: 205-2460 (751 amino acids)
Cellular component (GO): extracellular region
Source: RefSeq, a predicted model, not a curated record
GUGUCAUGUGAUUAUUGAACUGAGUGAAAAAAUAGCUUUUGCCAGACCUGUUGUGUGCUCUGGAUGUUUGUGCAGCUUUGUUAAACACGACAUUUAUGUGACAAGCUGGACCCAUUGGACCAAACCUACCAGGUUGUAAGAGGAGUAUGCAGCACUGUGCCCUUUGUUCAUAACACCUGAGCUCAUUCAAGUCAUCUGCUAAUCAUGACUCUGCAGAUGGGGAUCCUGUGUCUGGCUCUGCUGGGCCUGAGCACGGCGCUGGUCUGUCCCGAUGGCGGCAUGUGCGAGGACAAAAACACCUGCUGCAAGAACACUGUGGGAGGAUACGGCUGCUGUCCGUUGCCACACGCUGAGUGUUGUUCAGACCACCUCCACUGCUGCUUCGAGGGGACGGUUUGUGAUCUCGUGCACGCCAAAUGUGUCAAUAAGACCGUUUCGCUGCCCUGGGUGAGACGAGUUCCCUCCAAACAGGCCCUGCUCAUCCCUCAGCUCGGGGGGAGACUGAAGGCGGUCAUUUGUCCGGACCAGCAGUCUGAGUGUCCGGAUGACACCACUUGCUGCCAGCUUCUGGACGGCUCCUGGGGCUGCUGUCCAUUAGCCAAGGCGGUAUGUUGUGAGGACAAACUCCACUGUUGCCCCGAGGGUACAAAGUGUGAUAUUGCUCACUCACGAUGUUUGUCUGCCUCUCUGGAGUCCUUCCCCAUGAUGGAGAAACUGCCUGCCAGAAGGAUGGGGAAUAAUUCAGCCUCUACAGUCAGUUCAGUGACGUGUCCUGAUGGAAGAAGCAGCUGCCCAGAUAGUUUCACAUGUUGCCUGCUGACCAGUGGAGACUACGGCUGCUGCCCUUACCCAGAGGCCAUGUGCUGCAGUGAUCAUCUCCACUGUUGCCCUAGCAACACAAUAUGUGACCUGGAGCAUGGGGUCUGCAAGUCCGGUGCGACGAAUGUGUCAGUGAUGAAGAAGAUCUCUGCUGUACCCAACGACGUCGAGUGUCCAGACAAGAAGUCGGCGUGUCCCGACGGGACCACAUGCUGCCAGAUGACCAACGGCACAUACGGCUGCUGUCCGAUGCCCAAUGCUGUGUGUUGUUCAGAUCACAUCCACUGCUGCCCUGCAGGCACAGAGUGCGACCUGGCCCACAGCACCUGCGUGUCGGCCCGGGGAGACACCAGUGUUAAGACCCCCGCUGCUGGGACGGAGCUGACGGCGGUCCACAGCAAAGGCGGCGCUGUUCCCUGCAAUGACUCGGUGGCCUGCGCUGACGGAAGCACCUGCUGUAAAUCAUCAAAGGGACAGUGGGCCUGUUGUCCUCUACCGAAGGCCGUGUGCUGUGACGAUCACGUCCACUGCUGCCCCCACGGUACCGUCUGCAACCUGGAGGCUGAGAGCUGCGACGACCCGGCGGGUUUCCUGCCUCCUCGCCGCUGGCUGGACAAAGUGCCGGCUCGGAGCUCGGAGCUUCGGGAAGUGAAGUGUGACAAGCAGACGAUGUGUCCAGGAGGCACCACCUGCUGUAAGAAAGACUCUGGACUGUGGGCCUGCUGCCCCUUACCUCAGGCUGUGUGCUGCACCGAUCGUGAGCACUGCUGCCCCAAAGGCUACAAAUGUAACAUGGCUGCACAGUCAUGUGACAAGCCCGGAGCUCUCAGCCUGUCCUGGCUGCAGAAGGUCCCGGCCCUGCAGACGGAGCCCGGUCGGCCCGUUUCCGCUCCAGCUCGGCCGGCCAAGAACAUGUGCGACGACCGAACCAGCUGCCCCAAGGACACAACCUGCUGCUUCAUGGACAAGAGCCACAAGUGGGGCUGCUGCCCCCUGCCGAAGGCGGUCUGCUGUAACGAUGGAAACCACUGCUGCCCCAGCGGUCACACCUGUGACCCCCACCGCUCCUCCUGCUCAAAGGGCCCCCACGCCAUCCCCUGGUUCACCAAACUGAGCGCCCUGACCGAGCCGGGCGCCGUGACGGACGUCAAGUGCGACGACAAGAGCAGCUGCGCUUCAGGAACGACCUGCUGCAAACUGCAGACGGGCGAGUGGGGCUGCUGCCCUCUGGUCAAGGCCGUUUGCUGCGCAGACCACGAGCACUGCUGUCCUCAGGGCUACACCUGCAACAUGGAGACCGGAACCUGCGAGAAGAAGAACCGCGACGUGCUCGUCCGCUCCCUCCCUCACAGCAAAGUGGUACGAUCCGAGCCCAGAGACGCCGGGGGCGACGCAGACGUACCGUGUGACGGCACAGGGGAGUUUCACUGCCCAGAGAGAGACACGUGCUGCAAGAUCUCAGCCACAGAGUGGGCCUGCUGCCCCUCACCCAGGGCUGUCUGCUGCUCCGACUCAAAGCACUGCUGUCCCGCGGGAUACACCUGUGACCUGAAGUCUGGAGGCUGCUCUCAGCACAGCCAGCUCACCUGGGACACUCUGUUCGGGGACAGAAAGAAAGACUCGGUCCAACGUGGACUUUAAUCCCUCGAAGGUGCACUGACCCCCCUCACCCUGGAUGACAUCCAUGUACAGCUCAUGUUAUCUGUGGACAAUAAGGGCUUUUAUUCAUUUCCUGUUUUGUUUUGCCACUGAUGGAAGCAUGUUGACCGAGUUUCUGCACUCCGAGUGCUCACUGCAGUCAUCUAUGAAGAAGAAGAAGAAGCACUUUGGUUUGAAGGCGUUAUUUCAACAUGUUCAGGAGUCUUUAUAUUUAACAGCGGUAAGAUAAAUUAUCAUCAUCUUCAUCAUCACGCUCAUCAGUGUGACAAUGAUACAACCAUAGGAUGUACAGGAAGGUCUAAAUGCACAUAUCUGCAGAAUAAUGUUUGUCUUUCUCUGUUUUUCUUAUUGUCAACAAAUCUCAUCAAACAUGUCCGUCUGUCGGCAUUUCCUGACUGAACUUCCUGUCCGUGUUUCUCAGCCCGUUGGUUCCCAUUGAACUCCUAAAUCUUAAAAAAAAAUCAGUCAUGGAUUUAUUGCAAAUCUAUUUUGCUUCCACACACACACACACCAUCAGCUUCUGCUCUCAGUCAUUUCCUCAAACAGCUGCUCACUCCAGUUUCUAUCAAAUGCUGCUGAGGAAGGAAAUAAAGCAUUUGUUGGGACUAUUUUCAGCGGCGGAUGAAUCCACAUUUGGUGCUGUAGUGAGUGUUUGUGGCAGCAGAACGGUGUGUGUGUGUGUGUGUGUGUGACUGAGUCAGAAUAAACCACAGGGUGUGUGUUCAUGGUGAUGAAGGAGCAUGUCAGCCAGAGCAGCAGUGAUGCUCAUUGAUUAGUUUUUAUUGGGCUGUGUAUCAGGCUGUGGCACGCACAGACCUUGUUAGUUGAAUCGAUUCACUGGUUAUUUUGGUCUUUCUGUGAUUUAUUGACAAUAAGGAAAUAUCAAACAGCUUCUUCUUCGUUUUCGUGUUUUCUGAUCGUUACUGUUGGACGUGAGUGAUUGCCCUCCGCUGUUCCAUUUCUCUAUAAAAAAGAGAAACAAAUGAUCGUACUGCCUCACUGCGGGCAACAUUCGAUAAGAUUAACUCCUCAUACUUGACUCAAGGUGUUUCUAAGAAUAGUUAUUUGCAGCAUUUCCUUGUUAAUUGACCAUUAAUUUAAUGCAGCCGCUGAUUUUUUGCCCUGGAGUUAUGAAACAGAAGCAGUGAUAGAAAUCGUGUCUUGCAGUUUGGAUGUGUAGUUUUUUUUUUUCCAUAGACUUGGUGGAAGCAUCAUGAACAAUGACUGACUACAAACAGCUUGUGCCUUCUGUAAUGUGUGAGGUGCUGCUCGGUCAGAAAGGCUCAGUCCAUCGUUUGAGAAGAACAAACGUGCUUUUCUUUGGUGUUUUAAGGCUUCAUUUCUCUAAACACAGCCAAGAACGAAUGUCUUUGUGUUCUGAGCUCGUAGAUUGUAUGAAAACUCCUGAAUUCUGUAAUUGGAAGGAUUUUUUUUUCACAGAGGAGUUUUACUUCAAAGACUUUCUAUGUCAUGCAGAAAUUGUAAUUUUAUUAAAGCCACUCUUUAUGAAUAAAGUUUGGACCCAUCCUGAAAUAAAUGAUCUAAACAUGUGCUCAC